UGAUGUGUGACUUAAUUGUAUCACUCGAUUAGAUCCCUUUGAAUACAAUAUUGAAAGUAGGAAACUUGCAGGAACAUUAUAGUUUAUCGUUUGCAUUAUUUCCGACUGAUGACAGUUGGCAUUGACAGUUGGCAUUGACAAAUUGACAGCUGCAUGUUUUUUCACGUGUACACUUCUGUUCAAAUAGGGCUAUAUAUGCAGAUUUCAAUGAUGUAAGUGAUAGACAAAAUUUUUGCGUAUCAACUUACUGUGCACGUUUUAUCAUAAAAAGAGGAAUCUAUUAUAAAGUGGACUAAAUUCGACAAUCCCUACCUACGUCUGAGUGCAAACCUCUAUAGCCCAACUCCUUUUGCUCCGUGAGACCGUGAGACCGUGGCACUGUCUUGUAAUAGCUCCUACUGUCUACGAAGGUACAUAUGUAUGCAAACUGCAGGAUGAAGUUUUUUCUUACAACUAUUAUUGUCUUGUCCGUAUGCAUUGUUGGUAGAUUUAGUUGCAGUGGUGUGGAGUAUUUUGUCUCACCAACCCCUUUACCCAACCCCAAUUGUCCCGAGAAAUCAAUUUGUCAUAUUUUGAGUGACUAUGUGAGAGGCUCUCAAUUAUUCUUCAACAGCCACAACAAUAUUUCCUUGCUUUUUCUGAAUGGAACCCACAAUUUAGAAUUGUCUUUCUUUUUGGAAGAUUACAAGAAAAGCUUGUCCUUUUACAUGGCAAGCACCGACUCCAAGUUUAGACCAACAAUUGUUGUUCCUCAUAAAAUCAAAAUCAUGUUUGUAGGAUUCAGGCACCUGAAAGUGCAGGAUAUAAUUAUUUUCGGUAAUGAUUUACCUACUCUUUAUUUUACUGUUUAUCUUGUGACUAUUAGUCGGAUUGAAUUUUCAAGCAACACGUUUAGAACCAUCUCGAUCAAUAUUACGUAUCCUGUUCAACCAGAUUAUUCGAAAGUAAAUGAUAUUAAAGUGGCUACCUUUACAAAUUGUGAGUUUUUAUCUUCGAGCAUUUUUAUGCAUUAUAACUUCAUUAGUCCUUAUGGUGAUGUACUGCAUGAAAGCUCCGGUUGGUACCAACAAAAUCGAUUACAGCCCUACUACCUUUACUUCUCAAACUGCCUUUAUUAUCUAGGAUCCUUGAAUAUAAGGGUCAAUUCAGCCCUGCUUAAAAUCACCAUACAAAGCUGCACCUUCGAAGAUUCAACCUCAACUGCUAUAGGUAUGAGUAACAGUUUGGUUGGCCAUCAUGACGACGAUUGCUCCAAUGUUCAGCUUUUUCUUGAGAACUCAACGAUCUCAAAUUCCUAUCUGUAUGGGAUAGCAAUUGCCGAAAUCUAUAACAUGAGCUUAUGCAUUCACGACACUGUCAUAACGAAAACCGGUAGUCUGGGUAUCUUAGUGAUGCGUAUCUAUAAUCUGAUUCGUGUUGAAUUGGAUAAAUGUGAAAUUACCGAGUGUCAAUCUGGAGCAAUAAGUAUCAAUAGUGAUGCUGUUGUGGUGGUACGUAACAGCAUACUUUCUCAAAAUACCAACUAUAUCCCUGAAAAUGGUGUUGGAUUGAUUGUAGCUUGUCAAGGCUCGAUUCAAUCUGGUGUAGAAAUUAGCAAUACCGCUUUCACUGAGAAUCACGGACAUGCUGACUAUGGUAGAGUAGUUGAUGUUUCAUUAUGCAAUGCAGUGAGUUUAAGUGAUGUGUAUUUUGAAAGGAAUGUUGGUGCAAGUAUUAGAUUGAGUUCGAAUGACCUACACGUCAAAGGUAAUGUACAGUUUGUGAACAAUACUGCAUACAAAGGUGGAGGGAUGUCGCUGCUCUACUCACAACUGCAUUUGUACAAUAAUACCAAUGUAACUUUCGUCGGUAAUAGAGCAAACGAUGUGGGUGGUGGUGUGUAUGUCGAUCAAGUUGCUCCCUUUGUACCGGUGACCUAUACACCCUGCUUUUAUGUCUUCCCUCAGGUAUUGUCUUCUGAUGAUGUUAGGGAUCUGAAUGUGCACUUGAAGUUUGAGAACAAUACAGCUGCAAAUGGUGGACUGGCAAUUUAUGGAGCGUCUGUCACGGAUUAUUGCCUUGUGGCACCAAAUUCUGAUUUUGCGAUUUAUAGUGGAUACUAUUACACAUUAUUCUUUGAGUUUGUCAAUGCCGACUCAAACUUAGAUCCUUUGAAAUCACUGGUUGCUUCUAAUCCUUCAAGAGUUUGUCUUUGUGGUUUCAAUACACCUGUUUGUCUGCUCAUAUCGUACAUAUUUGCGCAAGAAGGAAGUGUAUUUCCUGGAGAAACAGUGGAGAUAGCAGCUGUUAUAGUAGGAAAAGACUAUGGUGCCACAACCGGAACAGUUUUCGCAAAUGCUCUCGGUGAAGACAGUAUUGAUACAACCCAAUACACUCAAAAGGUGCUAUACUCUAAGUGCAAUGCCCUCACAUACACAGUGUAUUCUAAACCGUUAUCAAACUUCUCUUUAGUACUUACAACUAGUGCGGCCACUGUGGACAAAUACGGUAACAGGAAUUAUGUGAAGGAAAUCCUUUUUAUGUAUCCAUAUCCAGGAGACGUGGAAAAUGUUGUAAUGUCUUUGCCUGUAUUUGUAAAUUAUACAGUAGAUGAUUGCCCACCUGGAUUCAUUCUUUCAACAAUUCUUCCGCUCAGAUGUGAAUGUGAUGCAAGACUGUUGAGCAUCGGAAUAACCCAUUGUGUUAUUCGCAAUCAUACAGGCUUCGUGUACAGAAAUGGUUUUAAUUGGCUCGCUUCUUUCCCAGGUGUAGAUAACAGUACCUAUCAACUUGUGCUAAAUGUCUACUGUCUAACUGGCUAUUGCAGGACUCAAAACAUUUCCCUCGAUUUGCUUUUACCUGAUGAUCAAUGUGUCAACGGCCGUUCUGGGACGCUUUGUGGUCAGUGCAAAGGCAACCUUAGUCUUUCAAUCGGGUCUUCACUAUGCAUUGAGUGUAAUGACAACUGGCAUGUAGCCUUGAUUCUGCCUUUUGCUGUUGGUUUUGUCUUGCUAGUUGCACUUAUCAAACUUCUUGACCUCACAGUUAAGCAAGGAACACUAAAUGGUAUCAUUUUAUAUGCAAACAUUAUUUGGGCAAAUCGAAACAUCUUCUUUCAAAAGCACGAACCAGUGCUUGAGACAUUCAUAGCAUGGUUGAACCUUGAAUUUGGAAUAGAUGUCUGCUUUAUUAAAGGGUUGGAUGCAUUUUGGAAGACAUGGCUUUUUUUUGCACAUGAUUUUAUUACCAUUGUUGGAAUCACUCUGCUUAUCAUCCUGUCAACUAAAUACUCACGCCGUGCAACUAAACUCAUUGGUGCUAAUGUAGUUCCUGUUCUGGCUACUCUGUACUUUUUAUCUUAUGCGAAACUCUUGCAGACCAUAAUUUCAAUGCUGUCGUUCCACAUUCUUGAAUAUCCAACUCAUGUGCAGAUAGUAUGGUCAAUGGAUGGGAAUUUGCAGUAUUUUGGGGUGAAGCAUUUGGCUCUUUUUGUGGUUGCUUUAGGAGCACUGUUCUUGUUGUGGUUACCGUACACUUUCAUUCUUUUAUUCUUUUCGUGCCUUCAAAAGAAAUCGUACCUGAGAUGUUUACGCUGGACAGACAGCCUAAGACUAAAGCCAUACAUGGAUGCUUACUUUGGUCCAUUAAAAUCUAAGCACCGCUAUUGGUUUGGAUUACUGCUCCUCAUUAGAGUAACCCUGGUCAUAUUUAAUCUUCUCUCCGAUCCUCACAUAAACCUCGUUGCAAUAAUAGUUCUUACUACAUUGCUACUUUGUUUCCCGUUCCCGUAUGAAAACUGGCAACUAUCACUGUUUGAAAGAUUACUAUUUCUUAAUCUCAUCACCCUCAGCUCUUCAGUACUAUUCGCAAAUGUAGUGGCUAUUGAUGGAGCUCUGUUUGUGUACAUCUCUAUCAGCAUUGUUUUUGUUCAACUUAUUGCUGUGAUUUUGUUCCAUUUGUAUUCCACCGUUAAAAUAAGGUGCUGCACGAAUCAAAGGAACACAGAUUCUGAAAUAGAUGAUGAAUUCUUGGAUCAUGUCCAUUUAAGGGCAACUGAAGAACUGGGAAGCAAUGAUUGCGACGAACAGAAUCAGCCCCAGUUGAUAAACACAUUGGACAUUGACACGUAUUAAAGUAUUACAGCUAUUUAAUAGAUUUAUGUAUAAUUAUGUCUGUCUAUGGUGUGACCAUUGACACCAUAAAAGGAUAUGUAUCAAUAUACCUGAAUCAGUUUAUACACAUUAAUGUCCCCACCAUCCAGUCGGUGUGCUGUGUU
Molecule: messenger RNA, 4255 nt
Organism: Halichondria panicea
Lineage: Eukaryota; Metazoa; Porifera; Demospongiae; Suberitida; Halichondriidae
Exons: 1
Coding region: 417-4112 (1231 amino acids)
Source: RefSeq, a predicted model, not a curated record